ACAGCUCCGACUGUCUCGAAGGCCCCGCCCCCUCAGCUCAACCGACCGUGCAGAAGCAACUUAUGCGUGGGAACAAAACUUCUUACAUUUCGCUGAAUGUAGAUUAAUGUGACAUAACGUAUUAUAAAACACAUCACGUUUUCACUUAAAGCAUAUUAAUGCGCACACAAUGACGCGAGAGGAGGACCUGUUGCGGAUUGCUAAAAAACUAGACAAGAUGGUGUCUAGAAAUAACAUGGAUGGAGCUCUAGAUCUUCUAAGAGAAUUGAAAGAUUUCAACAUGACACUGAAGCUUCUUCAGGAUACAAGAAUCGGCAUGUCAGUCAACAGAAUAAGAAAACAUUGCACCGACGAGGAUGUUGUCAACUUGGCAAAGAUCCUUAUCAAAAAUUGGAAGAAGCUUUUAGAAUCGGCUCAAAACCAAAAGUCUGAGAGGUCAAAUGAGGUGAAGAAUGGCAAUCAUCCAAGCAAGCCAUCAGGGUCCCCCAACAGGACCCCUCCUGAGAGAGAGUCCAGUCCACGAAGGUUAACAAUGGAAUUUAAACCAGACUUAGACUCGAACAAGAAACUUGAUGAAAAACACAGAAGAGAGAAAUGUGAUGCAGAGCUCAGGAAUGAAAAACGAGAAGGUGAACAGAAAAAAGAGAAACAAUCUAUAAACAAUAAAAGGGAACGAGAGAGGAGAGAUGCAUUGAACAGGGAUCAUCUUCCCUCCCCAAUGAUGCUUUCAUCUCUGCCUCCCAAGUGUCCUCCGGUUGGGGAAGUGAAGAGGGAGAGGAAAGAUGCUCCUGUUGAUUUUUUCCCUCCUGCUUCAAUCCAUUCCCACCCUCCUCUAAGACGCUCAUCAGUAGAUGUAAAGAAAGAGAGAAAAGACUCUCAGGGUCCUUUACAGUCUUUUCUCAGUAAACAUCCCUCCAUAGAUGGAAAGAAAGAAAGGAGAGAUGCACCUCAUCCUUUCUUUCCUCUUCAUCAUCACAUUCAUCCUCCACCUAUUCCUAUCCCUAAGCGUUCAGCAGAGGUGAAGAAUGAAAGGAAAGAUCCUCCUGAAACUUUACCUCCUCCUGCUCCUAUCCUUUCUUCUCCUCCUCCUCCCAAACGUCCAUCUCUAGAAGAGCCCAAAGAAAGGUCUGAGCACCUUUCAGCUAAAGAGGGUUUGUUGCCAGUGAAUAGAAAAUCAGUGGCAAAAAAAGCACCUGAUCCGAAUGCCCCGCUUCCUCCUUUACCUUUUCAUCUACAUCCUCCUCAGAAACGUGAGAUGAAGAAAGAGAGAAAAGAAACUGCUGAACCCAGUGCUCCUCUUCCUCCUGUUCCUCUCCAUCUUCAGCCUCCUACACCUAUGAAACGUCCCUCAUUAGACGCAAAGAAAGACAAAGAGAAAGAAAGAAAAGAAACAUCAGACCCGAAGCGACGGACUUCUGAACACAAUGAGAAAGAUAGAAAAGACACAAGUGACAGCAAACCACUCAAAAGGCCAUCAAUGAAGAUCGAGAUUGAGAGACAAGACUCUACAGGUUCUAAAAAGCUCCAUUCUAGAAAGCUCAGCCUGGAUGGACGGAGAGACAGUAAGGACUCUACUGACUCCAAGUCAAGCCAUCACCUUUUGAAAAGACAAUCAAGUGAACCUAAAUUGGAGAGGAGAGAUUCUACUAACUCCAGGUCUGGAAGCUCACCUCAGGCCAAGAAAUCUAAUGAAAGCAAGAGUAAACCAGAGACCCCAAAGACGCCCACAACACCCACAAGCCCCCUCUCCCCGUCGUUUAGCUCCAGUGUGGGUCCUUUAUCUCCUCGUCUGCAAACUGGGGAUCCCAUCAGGGACAAAUGCAUUGAAAUGCUGACUGCUGCGCUACGUACAGAUGAUGACUACAAAGACUAUGGGGCAAACUGUGAGGGCAUGGCAGCAGAACUCGAGGAUCAUAUCUACCAGGAGAUAAAAGCCACAGAUAUGAAAUACAAGAACAGAGUUCGCAGCCGCAUAAGUAACCUCAAAGAUCCCAAAAAUCCCAAUCUGCGUAAAAAUGUCUUAGCUGGAGCCAUCGAUUUGAGCCGCAUCGCCAUCAUGACUGCUGAGGAGAUGGCUAGUGAUGAACUGAAACAGUUGAGAAACGUGUUGACCCAGGAGGCCAUCCGAGAACAUCAGAUGGCCAAGACUGGAGGAACCACCACUGACCUGCUGCAGUGUGGCAAGUGCAAGAAGAAAAACUGCACCUACAACCAGGUGCAAACCCGCAGUGCUGAUGAACCAAUGACCACCUUUGUGUUGUGCAAUGAAUGUGGUAACCGCUGGAAGUUCUGCUAAACUGAAGCCAGAACUCCAAGAACAAUGACCAUGUAGGAUUCCUCAUCCUUUUUUUUUUUUUUUUUUUUUUUGGAAGAGAAAGUAAUAUAACAUUCUAUUCUACCAGAAAAUGGCCCCAAAUUUAUAAUAGGUAAAUUAAAGCUGCAGUCCGUAACUUUUUUGAUUUCAACAUUUAUAUAAGCAAAUACACCAUGAAUCCAUUUUCCAAACCUUGUUUUUGACUUACCCUGAAUCACUACGGUACACCUAUAAUAAGUGUUUAUAGUAUUUUAGGUUUGGGUAGCUGCCGCUGCAGUGUAGUCCAGUAACUGUGUGAUUCAUUUCAUCAUAGACAUAAACACACAGAAGUACAAUGUUCUGUUUAUUGACUGCUAGAGCACCAAAAGUUAUGAACUGCAGCUUUUAAUCUUUAACUUUUACUGAGGAACAAAACAUAGCAAAGAGGGUGUUCUGUUUAUUCUUAAUUGAAGUGAAAAUUAAUUACCUAGGAAAUGUAAAUCUGUUUAAAAUGUACAUUUUUAUACUGUUUUAUGAAAUGCCAGAACUAAUAUUAUUAUUUUUUUUUUUUUUUACUUGAUUAAUCAGUUUACUAUGCAGAAUUUUAUUGUGGUCAGAUGUAAAAAAAUUUAAAAGGAAAUUCAAAUUUGAAAAUGUAAUAUGUAAUUUAUCAAGAGAAUCCUAAUCUAUUUCAGAUGUAGCAGCUAUAAUGUUUAGUAAAACACAGAUAAUUAUUUUAAAUGGAUCUAAAACACUCUUUUUUCCCUUUUUUAUUAUUAUGGUAAAACAUAAAAUGUUACAGCGAUUAAAACGGUUUAAUUCAAAUAAUAAAUGUAAUAUUGAUUUGAAUAAAUUGUUAUAUUGAU
Messenger RNA from Carassius auratus (goldfish), 3159 nucleotides. Its product is annotated as transcription elongation factor A protein 3-like. The coding region runs from base 170 to 2296 and encodes 708 amino acids. The record is from RefSeq and is a predicted model, not a curated record. The transcript has 23 exons. Gene Ontology annotation, cellular component: nucleus. Lineage: Eukaryota; Metazoa; Chordata; Actinopteri; Cypriniformes; Cyprinidae. Gene Ontology annotation, molecular function: zinc ion binding; nucleic acid binding. Gene Ontology annotation, biological process: transcription elongation by RNA polymerase II; DNA-templated transcription.